UAAUCGUACGCGAACGAACAUAGUCGUAACAUGGUUAAGAAAUAUUUAAUACUAUUCUGCCUCUUCGUACUGGCAAAUGGCAAAAUAAGUUUAGACAUAGAAACAGGAACGAACGCAGACGACGUCAGAGUGAACUACACGGGAUACGACAUUCACAUUAUAACCGAUCCAGAAAUCAGUUUAUUCCGAAUCAACCAGAAACAAUUGAAGGAAGCGGUGCGCAGAUUUUACAAGGUUCGACCACAGAAUGUUUACUUAAAAAGUCCAACACCCUGGAACGAUUUGUACAAAACGAACAACUGGGAACAAGUAAAGAGAAUAUUGACAGUGAAAUCAGCUACGUUGAAGGAAAACACUAAACAAACGACGAUCGUACUGUCGCAGGACUUCGAAAAUCUGUCAAACGUGACCAUCAAAGUGAACACAGCUUUAAGCCAGACGGUUGAAAACACAAUUUCAACGACUUGGUCGACGAGUAAUGAGUUGACCGUGUCUCAGGAGUUUGACUACGACAUUAAUGUCAUUUUUGGAAAGGUGGCUGGUACCACUGCGUUCUCUUGGACAUCUACUUGGGGUAAAGAUGAAGAGAAGUCAGAAACACAAACAAUCGGUGCUACAAGUUCUAUGGAAACCGAACUGAAGCCUGGACAAUCCGCCACUGCGGUGCUAUCAGGAAGCAGACGGGAAUUGGAAGUAGAAAUUGUGUAUUCAGCUACGCUAAGGGGAAACGUUGCUAUAAAUUUCAAGAAACCCUUCAAGAGCCACCACUUCUAUGGACCGUCUAUAAACAGCGUUCUUGAUAAAGCUGGCUUACCAACCGAAUUUAAUGUAGUUGAAAACAUUAAGGUUGGCGUGUUUAUAGAUCACUCGUUGAAAGUGUUUGAUAAAACAACUGGUCAGCCUUUGUGAAGUAAUAAAUAGCUUAUUUUUAA
Messenger RNA from Colias croceus (clouded yellow), 932 nucleotides. RefSeq names its product spherulin-2A-like. Bases 31 to 909 code for a protein of 292 amino acids. The record is from RefSeq and is a predicted model, not a curated record. The transcript has a single exon. Lineage: Eukaryota; Metazoa; Arthropoda; Insecta; Lepidoptera; Pieridae.